GCUGGUACGCCCCGCCCCGACUUCCUUGCAGACUAGUGGCUAUGCGGAGCCUCCACAGACGCGUAUAUAAGGCUGCAGUGCAGAACCACGAGCAUCAGUUCCUGCUUAACUCCUCAGCAUGAACACGAAGGUUAUUGUCUCCGCCGUCCUGGCGGUCCUCUUCGCUGUGGUCGUCGCCGACCCAGAGCCCCAGCCCGAGGCUGAGCCCGGACGCUUCCGCGGCUUUGGUGGCGGUGGCUUUGGCUUUGGCGGCUUUGGCGGCUUUGGCGGACAUGGCGGUGGUUACUACCGCGGAAAGAGGAGCGCCGAUGCCGACCCAGAGCCUCAGCCAGAGGCUGAGCCCGGACGCUUCCGCGGCUUUGGUGGCGGUGGCUUUGGCGGCUUUGGCGGCUUUGGCGGCUUUGGCGGACAUGGGGGUGGUUACUACCGCGGAAAGAGGAGCGCCGAUGCCGACCCUGAGCCCGGUCACUUCGGAAGCUUUGGUGGACGUGGCUUCUUUGGUGGCGGAUUCGGUGGUGGCCACGGCGGCUACGGCGGACACUAUUAUGGAUAAACGGGCCAGAGGCUGAUUCCUAGCCUGGCUUUGCCCGCGGCUGUGGCAGCGCCAGUGCAUUCGACGGGAUACAAACACUUUCACCGCGGGUGACAAUGAACAACGCUUCACCCGACGGAAGAUAACGACAACAACUAAGGGAUACUCCUGUCAAACACAAAGAAACAAAUAAACAAUAUAUUUCUAA
This is a messenger RNA of Eriocheir sinensis (Chinese mitten crab), 740 nucleotides long. RefSeq lists its product as uncharacterized. The record is from RefSeq and is a predicted model, not a curated record. The transcript has 3 exons. Bases 119 to 553 code for a protein of 144 amino acids. Lineage: Eukaryota; Metazoa; Arthropoda; Malacostraca; Decapoda; Varunidae.